This is a messenger RNA of Trichoderma harzianum CBS 226.95, 564 nucleotides long. RefSeq lists its product as hypothetical. The coding region runs from base 1 to 564 and encodes 187 amino acids. NCBI's taxonomy places the organism in Eukaryota, Fungi, Ascomycota, Sordariomycetes, Hypocreales, Hypocreaceae. The record is from RefSeq and is a predicted model, not a curated record. The transcript has 3 exons.
AUGGAUCGCGACUGGGAAGAUUUUUUCGACAACCUUCAGACUGCCAGAUUAAAAGACGACCAGAUUCCUGAGCUGUCGAAACCGUCUGGGCCACGGGUUGCUUCGUUGUACUAUUUGUGGCACUAUCCGACAUAUAGAACAGACCGGGAUCUUGUCAGGACCCAUGCCACAUACCCAAUUCGGAUCAAGUAUACGGCAGGCGAACCGAAUUAUAAGGAGCUGUUGGGCGACAAAGCUGAACCGCGGAUCAAGGCAGUAUGCGAGGAUUUCGCCUUGGAGGCUGUGAAAUUGGUCCCAUUCACCAUCGCCCUUGGAAAACACAACUCGGGGUUGGUCCGGAGGAAACUUGAAGAGACGGAUGGAUUGUAUCUUGAGACAUACACAAUCAAGUCGGCAAUAAAGAUGUCCGACCGCGCGACGUCUUGCAUGGACGUCCAGGAUAUCGACGAGAUCAUUGUGAACAUGGACAAUUACAGGCUGGAGAAUGCCUGGGUCCUGAUUGACCUUAUAUCAGAACAGUUGGAGAAAGACCAGUUCCAGAUUGAUCUUAUGUCUGAACCCUGA